Messenger RNA from Penicillium diatomitis, 540 nucleotides. Its product is annotated as putative GPI anchored cell wall protein. The record is from RefSeq and is a predicted model, not a curated record. Bases 1 to 540 code for a protein of 179 amino acids. Lineage: Eukaryota; Fungi; Ascomycota; Eurotiomycetes; Eurotiales; Aspergillaceae. The transcript is spliced from 3 exons.
AUGUUCAUCAACAAGUCCACCUUUGCCCUGGCCUGUGUCGCCUUGGCCAACCUCGUCUCUGCUGGCCAGACUCCCGCCUGUCUCUUGUCGGUUGUCGGCCACUCGCAGAACCCCGCUGAUAUGAAGACCCUGUGCGGAUCCGGCUCGAAGGAUCUCGUCUCCAAGAUUGGAGACAAGUGUGGUGACAACAGUGAAGCCGCUCUCAAGUUCUACGCCAGCACUUGCAAGGCCGCCGGCUACACUGUCAGCAUCGACACUUCCACUGCCAGCUCUUCCUCCGGCUUCAUCACCGCCACUGCCACCGCUUCGGGCUCUGCCAGCGGCACUGCAGGUGUUGUCGCAUCCAGCACUGCUACCGGCACCUCUGGCUCUGGCUCUACCACCGGCUCCGGCUCCAGCUCCAGCUCUUCCAGCUCCGGCGCUUCUGGCACUUCCUCCGCCGACCCUCCCGUUGGCACCCUCAACGCUGCCGCCGGUCUUAAGCUUCAGGGCUCAGCCGUCGCUGCUGCUGUCUUUGUGGGCUUUGCCGCUUUGCUUUAG